UCGGCUGGUGUGUGAUCAGUGAGCAAGCAAGCAAGCAAGCAAGCAAGCAAGAAGCAAGCAAGAAGCAAGCAAGCAAGAAGCAAGCAAGAAGCAAGCAAGAAGCAAGCAAGAAGCAAGCAAGAAGCAAGCAAGAAGCAAGCAAGCAAGCAAGCAAGCAGCAAGCCAGCAAGCAAGCAGAACCAGUACUGAACAAGGCGAUGUCGGAAAGCUGGGGAUACGGAGUAGACAACGGUCCGGUCCACUGGGCAGACAAAUUCCCCGUGGCUAAGGAUGGUCGCCGGCAGUCGCCCAUCGAGAUCAAGAAUGCGGAAACCAAGCACGACCCGGCUCUGACCGAGCUGAUCCUCAGUUACGACCCGUCUACCGCCAAGAGCCUCGUCAACAACGGCCACUCGGUCCAGGUGGAUUUCGACGACAGCGAAGAACGGUCGGUAUUGUCGGGUGGUCCCAUUCAAGGUAAAUAUAGGCUUCGUCAGUUCCACUUGCAUUGGGGAGCCCGUGACGGACACGGCAGUGAACAUGUAGUAGAUGGACAAGCUUACUCUGCAGAGCUCCACCUGGUACACUGGAAUGCAGAUAAGUAUGAAAGCUUCGAACUAGCGGCUCAAGCACCCGAUGGCUUGGCUGUGAUCGGCGUCUUCCUACAGGUAGCUAAACAUAAUCCAGCGUUGAAAAGACUCAUCAGUUCCCUGGAUUGUGUUCAAGAGAAGUGUUUAAGAAUUGAGUUCAACGACUUUAAUCCUCACACACUACUGCCGCCAUCGCUUCAAUUUUGGACUUACCUAGGAUCUCUGACAACGCCUCCUCUGUAUGAAAGUGUCAUCUGGAUUGUGCUUAAGGACCCUAUUCAUAUCAGCAAGGAACAGAUCGCCAGGUUCCGCACCCUGCAGUUCACGGGGCCAGACCACCUCAUGAAGGAUAACUUCCGCCCUCCCCAGCCUCUGAAUAACAGGGAGGUGCUAAGAAAUUUUCAAUGAGGACGAGGAUUUGCACACAGCCAGCAACUUGCAUUCCUGAACUAAUCUGAGCAAUAGUCUGUCACCAUCCUUCUGUUCCCUUUCCCCAUGCAGUUAGAAUGAGUGUAGUGGGCAGCCAUCUCUGAGCACAAACAAACAUGGUUUAUAAGAUUAUGGCUGUCAAAGUUUCUGUAUCUCCAUGAAUCUUGCCACUUCAAAUUUAAAAUGAAUUAGUUUGUAUUGAAAAUGGGACUUGAAAGUCGUCUAAAGAAGUGAAGGAUUAAUCAAUAGCACUGAAUAUAUUUUCCAAGCUUUAAAUGAAAUUGAUUUUCUCUGUGAUGUUACCUACAGGAUAAUUUACAAAGCUAAUUAGAUUAAAUGUUUUUAAAAAGAACUCAUUCACAAAAUGGUCUUUUGACCAAUGCAAUAAGAGUUAUAAGCCAUAGGAAUGAGUCAAUAAAUGUGUUACACUGCCUCGCGGUACUGCUGUGUCUUUUUUUAAACAAUUGUAUUCCCAUGUGGUAAGAGUAUGUUGAAGGCUGGAAAACCUUAUUAACCUGCACUGUAACCUCACUGUUAUCUGCUGCUUCCUGUUCACGAUUACGGACAGAAUCUAUCUCAAGGGGGUGGGGGGGGCUUUGAUCUUCGCAAGUUAUAGGAGUAGAAUUUGGCCAUUCGGCCCAUCAAGUCAUAGAUUGAUACAGUGUGGAAACAAGCCCUUCAGCCCAACUUGCCGACACAUGUCCCAAAUCCACUAGUCCCACCUACUUGUGCUUGGUCCAUAUCCCUCCAAAACUGUUCUAUCCAAGUACCUGCCGAACUGGCUCUUAAACAUUGAGAUAGUUCCAGCCUCAACUACCUCCUCUGGCAGCUUGUUCCAUACACCCACCACCCUUUGUGCGAGUCUACUCCGCCAUUUAAUCAUGGCUGAUCUCUGCCUCCUAAUCCCAUUUUCCUGCCUUCCCCACAAACAAAUGACCACUUGUGAUUCCUGAAGAGUGCCUGUUACCACUACAUCUCAAUUCUCCUGCUGCUGAAGCCAUUCUUCAAAUUAAUUGCAAUCUUUCACCUUGAUUGCUGCUCUACUGAUUGUCGUUACUCCCCUUUCUUACUCUUAAUAACUUAAUCAAAACUAGAUUGUAUUCUCCCCAGCACACCUUAUUGACCUUGUUUUUUGUACUCCGAUCGUUAAGGCAGGAGCUCACCCAGUAGCUGAGCCGUUUAGUGUUUGGUGUUAAUCUCUGAGAACAAAUUACUGUGCAAUUCCUUGUUUAAUUGUUUGUAAUGGGAUGAUAUAAAGCAUUGGAAUGAUAGCUUUGAACUACCAGUAAAUGAUCCAUAAACUAAA
Messenger RNA from Amblyraja radiata (thorny skate), 2304 nucleotides. RefSeq names its product carbonic anhydrase 13. Bases 198 to 977 code for a protein of 259 amino acids. Gene Ontology annotation, molecular function: zinc ion binding; carbonate dehydratase activity. Lineage: Eukaryota; Metazoa; Chordata; Chondrichthyes; Rajiformes; Rajidae. The transcript is spliced from 7 exons. Gene Ontology annotation, cellular component: cytoplasm. The record is from RefSeq and is a predicted model, not a curated record.